GGGCCAGCAGAGGAAGAUCUCGGAUUUCUUUGGGGUGCUGAAGUCGCCGCCAGCGGGAGGCGCCGGGAUGCCGAGGAGCCGCGGGCUCAAGGAGCAGCCCCUGGAUCCCUUUUCCCCUGGAGCUCCUGCUUCCUUCAGCCAGCCCUGCCCUUCCCUGCCUCCUCCCAGGGCACAUUCCAGGAAAAGAGCAAUUCCCAAAGCCGAGCAGGAGCUCUGGGAGGAACCUGAGGAGAAACUCCCAGAGCUGGGUGGGAUCCAGCAGGAAUGGGAGGAGCUGGAGGUGGAGCCCCUUCCCGAUCCCCACUUCGGGCUGCUGGGCACGCGGAGCUGGCAGCUUCCUCAGGGAUCCAUGGAGGAUCUCCCUCCUGAAAUCCUCAGGAAUAUUUUUGCUUUCCUGCCAGUUGUGGAUCUGUACCAGAACCUGAGCCUGGUGUGUCGCUGCUGGAGGGAGAUAAUCCGGGAUCCACGGUUCAUCCCCUGGAAGAAGCUGUACCAGCAGUUCCUGAGGAGGGAGCCCUCGGCCCUGCUGAGGGUGGAGCAGAUCCUGCAGGAAUUCUGCAUCACCCAGGGGCAGCAGGGCUGCGUGCUGGGGCUGCUCAGGUUGGUGGCAUCCACGGGAGCCAGGCUGGAUCCCAGCAGGCUCCUCCAGCUCUUGGGAACCCAUCCCCUCUUCCCAAAGGCUCACUUCUGUGUCCUCAGCAAAUUCCCAGAUUUGCUCAGCAAGCCUGGGGUGAGUUUCACUCUUAUUUCUUUUUUAUUUCUUUUAUUUCUGGGUUGUUUUUUUUUUUUUUUUAACACAUUCCUGCAGUGUCCCCCAAGCCUCUCUCUGUGGUGUUUCUUGUCACCAAAUGGAUUUGGAGGAAUUCUGGAGCUCUGUUUGGAUGGGGUUUGGUUCCUCAGCUGGAAGGAAUGA
Molecule: messenger RNA, 913 nt
Organism: Zonotrichia albicollis (white-throated sparrow)
Lineage: Eukaryota; Metazoa; Chordata; Aves; Passeriformes; Passerellidae
Source: RefSeq, a predicted model, not a curated record